Messenger RNA from Paramecium sonneborni, 381 nucleotides. The record is from the annotation of a GenBank genome assembly. NCBI's taxonomy places the organism in Eukaryota, Ciliophora, Oligohymenophorea, Peniculida, Parameciidae.
AUGUUUUAAUUUGGAUAAUAUGUUAAAGGAUUAGGAUAAUAAUUAGAUUUAUAAAUUUGGAUAAACUUUAUAAUCUAAUUGAAUGAACUAGAUUACUAAUAGCAUCUGGAAGUUUAAAUCAUGAUGGAACUGUUUAAUUAACCGUCACAAUUUCAUCAACAACAGUCUCUACAUAUUAGGGAGAUAGUGCCUUUGAUUUAGGCAAUUAUGUAGCAAUAAAACUCAUAGUUGUUUAUACAGUACAAUAUGGUACCCAUAAUCAUAUAAAACCACUUUCUUAACUACUAUUAUGUCAUCAUUUUCCUCAAGAACUACUUCUUUAUAUAAUUUUAAUCUUUUUAUAUGUAUCUAAAUAAAAUUAUUUAUUAUGAAAUUAAUUGA